GCUGCUGCUGGGGAAAGUAAUAUGUCAAAGUUGUUUUUUGUUAAACAAAUAUUAUCCUGUUGUAAUUCAAUUGUUGUAAAUAUUUAAUGGCCACAAAAACAUAAAGAAAGGGUGUCUUUUUAAAACAGCGAGGUGGGACUUUGUGGCUUUCCCUGGAUUUUGGUCAGUUAGAAACUGAAAAUUGCUUUUUUCUAUGAAGUUCCAAUUGGUAUACAGUAUUAGACUCUGAUGUAUUUGUUCAAAUGUCUUACUUUCUCAGCAAACUGGAAAAUUUCAGUCAAUGUAGCAAUGUGUAAUUGAGAAGUUGUUGCUAUUUAAACUUUUCUGUUUCUAUUUUUUUCUGUUAAAAUGAUACUUAUACCUGGAUUUUAAGAAAUUUGUGAGAAACAAAGCCUUAAGCAGCAGGAAAUUGCUGGAUUGGACUGUUUUAGUAGGAAACAUGUGCUGCAACUUUUUGAAAGCACAACCAAGAGCUUUUGCAUCAUCAUAACAGGGAGAAAACAGUGAGCAGCAGUCGGACUGGAUAAUCCGAGGGAAGGAGGAGAGGCAGGCAGAGCGCACCAGGCUGCUCUGCGCCCGGACGCUGCCUGCUCUCCUCACACUCUCCAAGGAGGCUGUGAUGGAGACAAGAUGAACCCUGCGAUGUGUUUUUCAGCGGAAAGUGGCGUCGUUACUCGGGCGUCAUCGUCAGAAACGGCUAUUUCGGGGAAAGUGGAGGAAUAUAUCCCAUUUUGCUUGAUAUUUGUGGAUUAUUAUGGACCGUCACAGCAGCGAUGAACCCAGUAACGUGCAAAGAGAUGCUACUUGUUCCUCUCUGCUAAUAUUUUUCAUCAUAAAUUCGACUAUUUUCUUUCCCCCAGAAAUGUUAAACCCCGUGUUGACGUGACAUAUUUCGUUUGGCAUGUCUUUUUUUUUCUACAUUUUCACCCAACAUUGACGCGCGUGAAUGUGCCGCCUGUGUCAGACAGCAUGAUCCAAUAUUUUGAUAUACCGUUAUUUUUGUGGUAUGUGUUCCGCUCCAGUGCGCAUGCCUAGCGGUAGAUAUAGAAUGCCGUCCGACGUCACUUCUUCGCCUCGUCCUGACCACGAUGUGGGAGCAGAAGUGGAAGGAGCGCAGAACUGAGGGAGCAUGCGUUGGCACAGUGGCAUCGUCAACACCAAAGGAUUUUGUCUUGUUGUGUUCCUUCACCAAAUAGCCCAGAUUGUGCCAUAAACUGAAGAAUGUCAGGAACAUCAAAUGCGGAGGCUGAAGGAGUAGUCUCCAAAGUACAAGUGAAAAGGGAGAUUAAGACAAUCGUGGAGAAUUUGGAAACUAUCCUGGGAGACCUCAAGGAUGUGGCAAAAGAACUAAAAGAGGUUGUUCAUGAGAUUGACACCCUGACUUGUGACCUGCAACUGGAGGAGGAAGGACUGACAGACAGCUCAAAGACUGACACGCUCAACUCCAGCUCCAGCUCCACCACCACCACUACAACUGCUUCUAGUCUGGAGAAGAUGAAGCUUCUUCCAGAGGAAUACUUUUUUAAAACACAGGUGCCCUUCAAUCGGGUUCCUGCCAACCCCUUGGCAGUCUUGACUGUCCUGAAGAAGCCACACCCACCCCUGCCACCGCCGAGACUCACCUCACAGAGAGCUGAAGAUCACAACGCCAAAAGUCUGCCUCAUCCGACUUUAGUUUUAUCAGGGAAUAUAUCAAAGGCUAACGGGUCUUUAUUUAGGAACGGCGGGCUUUUCCCACUGAAACCAAACAAGGAUUUAUUCUCCUCUACUCCAUGCUUCAUUUCCAAUGAUGGCGGGAUUCCUGAAUCAGGCCUUGUUCCCACAUUGCCGAAGCCCAUGCCGCUUCUGAGGCAUGACAAGAACAAAUGCCCAAAGGCCCCCGGCAGGGAGCCCCGUGAGAGAGAGCGUGUCCGUUUCAGUGAGAAGGUCCAGUAUCACGGCUACUGCCCAGACUGUGACCUCCAAUAUGAUGUCGAUGAGACAGAACUCCACUUACAGGCUGAGCUGAGCGACCUGCGGCUCAGCCCUGUGCACUGCUGCUCCUCUUCACCCCGUCCUCCUCAUCCUCUUUCUCACGAACUAUUGUUGGAAAAUGGAGGGCUCCCUGUCAGCCACAGCUUUCCACCAACGACAAACACUCUUCCACCUUGUGUGCCUCCUCACGCACCUUCCCUGAAGCCCCAUAAAACAAUCUUACGCAAAUCAACCACCACAACGGUUUGACAACAAGCCCCCUUUGUCACGUCGUAAUCUAAAGUCUUGAAUAAUUAUUUGUUUUUUAACCUCGUCAGCGCCUUCCACUCCAAUUGAACUUUGGAUUAUACUGACAACAAUAGGAAUGUUUGGGAAACAGACAGGAAAAGGGGGAUAGAGUGCGUCGAAAAGGAAAGAAAGGCAGCGCCAUACGGCCGACGACAACAACAACAGAGAAAUCCAAAUGAGACGGGCCCAUUGAGAUACUUGAGUUACAAGAAAAUGGGUUGAUUGCCUGAGACAACUGAUCGGUCAUGGCUGAUCAAACCUGGAGGAGCUGGAGCUAAAAAUUAAACAUCAUUUCUGAGAUGAAUAAAGUGCUAACUGCUCACAACAGACAGCAGACAAGAGUCUAAGAAAUUCAUAUUUCAAUUUUGAAAGCUGGGAAAAGAUUACUGUCAACCAAGCAAAAACAAAAAAGGCAAAAUAAAAGGACAGCCACUGUAUUUCAAAGCAGACAGAUGAAUUUAGAGCUGUGAUAAUAUGUUUGCUUAGACAGAUGUCUGAACCAAAAGGUUAAAAUCCUGCAAGACCUUAUCAUCAAAAGUUAUGAGGCGAGUUUAAAUGAAGCCGUGCAAGACGGGGUGAAAUGAUGUAAGCCACAAUUUGAUUGAUGCUCGCACAUACUUUUGCACCGCGCAUACUUAGAUGGAAAUCAAUAGCUCCACUCGACCGAUGAUAUUUUCCUUUUAAGGAUUGUAAUUGUCUUUGUUUGAAGAGACCAAUAGGUCUGACUGUGAGAAAAAAAUACUGCCGGACUGCAGAAAAGGAUAUGAUGUCAGUACGUGCCAUAUCACAGUCACAGAAGACCAGUGUUUUAAAGCAAUGUGGUUAUUGCUCCAUGUUCAGAUGCUCUGUUCAUUGUUCAGUCCACUGGUUCCAAGUGUCCAUGGUUUGAAAACGGUGCGCCGUGUCCUGUAGUAACAGCUUUAAAGGAUUAUUGACAAAGUAAUAAUUUGCAUCAAAUUUUAUUUGUAUACAAAUAUACAUGUACAUGUUUGAUAUUAAUGUAUUUCAGGCCUUUUUCUACAGAGACUUUAACAUUUAAGAAGCAGUAUUUUUGAUAUGUUAGUGGAUGUGUGAGAGAUUUUUUUUGUUUGGCUUGUUUAUUCUAUUUUUCCUUACUGAUGAAAGCUGGCAUUCCCUCACAGUUUGUGGAAGUCAUUUACAUAUUCUGUAUAGAGUUGAUUGGAUGAAAAACGUUUGUGUUGACACUUUACAGAAUGAGCUCCUUUGUGAUUAAAAGAGCCAGGAAAGUGAAAAGAAGUUUCCAUGCCUUGUUAAAAAAUGGGGUUUUGAGGAAUGCACGGCUUACUCUUCACUUGGUUUAGCCAUCGACAUGUUUUUCUAUGCAGUUUAUGUGAAAAGGCUGUCUGUUGGUGGGUCUAACAUGCAAGGUGCUUUGCUCUCCGUAGUAGAGUGAUUUUUUUUAAUUGUUUAAAUAAUACCCAACAAAUUAUUCAUGCAAUUACCGUAAAUCUGAAGGCUUUUUACAAUUGGUAAAUAGAAAAAAGAUGAUAUUACAAAUAUUUGUUGUUUAAAGACUGUAAAUUCAGGAUAAUAACUAAAUUAUAUCAAGAAAAAAUCUGCAAUACUGGAAAAUACAGAGUUAAUUGUUCAGUAUAAUUAUUUCAACACUCAUAGUUCCACAUAAUGUAAAUUAGAGGCACCCCUCUUGAAAAGUCAUCCCUGUUGUUUUCAUUUGCCAAAAAUGUGGAUACAUGACCUCUGAACCAUAAAAAAUCGGUUCAAAUGACAAUCAGAAUGUCUUGAAAACUGUCUGUGAUGUUUUGCUGUGUUCACAAACUUCUAACUUGUGAGAAGUAAAAUCUUUGCACUUCAUCGCUGGUGUAUGUGCGUAAUUUAAAAAAUAUAUAUAUUGAUUGUUUCUGUCAGAAACUGUAGCCAUGUGGUCACAGGCUCUGUUCUGCAUGAGUCUGCACUUCUAGAAAGCAACUUGAGGACAACCUUUAAGUAGAGAGAGACACAAAACAUGGCAUCAUUAGCUGUAUCUGUUAGCUCUAAAGGAGUGUGAUCAGAUUGCAGGCGGGCCUGUACUUAAGGUCAUGAACUGUCGGCGAAAUGUGUUUUAAUGAGGUCAUUGGGAUCUGUCAUGGUCAUACAGACUCCUGCUUUGACUGUGGCGAGCAGCUCUGCAGCCUCAUAAUUAAAGUAAGGGUCAGGGCAGGGCAGCAGUGGCCUACAAACAGAAAAAGCGACACAUCUGAGAUAUUUUUAGUUUUAAAAAUUGAGGACUGGAGUUUUUUCCUAAGAACGUUAAAGUGAGCCAAGUCAUUUUUAGGAAUGUACAAGAUACAAGGAAGAUAGAAUUUGUUGAAGCCUAUUUACCAGCCAUUUUAACACUUAAACCUGCUCAACAUUUACGAUAAAGUUGGAACCUGAUCAGCCAAUCAGAUGGCAUUAACUUUUAAACAUGGUCAAGGUGACCUGCAAGGAUUCAGUGUGAGUAUCACAAUUGGAGCGAAAGAGGAUUUGAACGAGUGAGAUCAUUUUUUACUUCAGCCUGGAAAGGACUAUGUUUUUAUGGAUCAUUCUGACCCAACAUUUUCUAAUCUUCUCCUGUCCAAUCUAAGUGAGUCCUCAGAAACUGGUGGCUCAGUUUCCUGUUCUUAUCUCUGACAGGACUGACACUCAGCAUUAUCCUCUGCUGCUGUAGUCCACCUGCCUUAAGGUUAGACGUGUUGCGCAUUCAGAAGUGGAUUGCUGCAUGCUUUGGCUCUAAAGGCUAAUUAUUUCAUGCCUCUUUCUGUCAUCAAGGACCAGUUUCACUGUUUUCCUCUAAUCUCUAACAUUAAGAAAUCACCUAUUAUCUCCAUUCUAAUACCCAGCUUAAUCUUCAUUAAGUGUUCUGGACUAAUAUUCCACCUUAAAAAAACAUAAGCAGCCUUAUUGUAACUGUUUUUUAACAAUUUAGCUCAGUGGUGUUGAACUGGAGGGCAGGUGAUUUAUCAGAUACUCCAGUCUUGCCUGCCACUGAUUAGCUGCAUCAGGUGUCCUUUAAAAAAUAAAAAGCUGCAAGGCAGGGUUAGUUAAAAAAAAAAACUAGCAGGAUUCUCACCCUUGAGGACAGCGGUUUGACAUCUGUGCAUUAGCAUAAACUAUUCUAUACCCCAAAA
Oryzias latipes (Japanese medaka) is the source of this 5390-nucleotide messenger RNA. It is a transcript of the gene prr16, whose product is annotated as proline rich 16. Gene Ontology annotation, biological process: positive regulation of translation; positive regulation of cell size. NCBI's taxonomy places the organism in Eukaryota, Metazoa, Chordata, Actinopteri, Beloniformes, Adrianichthyidae. The record is from RefSeq and is a predicted model, not a curated record.